This is a messenger RNA of Ilex paraguariensis (yerba mate), 312 nucleotides long. The record is from the annotation of a GenBank genome assembly. Lineage: Eukaryota; Viridiplantae; Streptophyta; Magnoliopsida; Aquifoliales; Aquifoliaceae.
UUCCAGUCCUACCUCGGACGGCCAUGGAAGGAAUUCUCGAGAACCAUUGUCAUGCAGUCUUUCAUUGAUAGCACCAUUGAUCCUACAGGUUGGGCACCAUGGGUUGGUACUUUUGGACUUGACACAUGCUUUUAUGCUGAGUUUAACAACAGAGGACCUGGUGCUGGCCUUGCGUCGAGAGUGACAUGGAAGGGUAUCAAGAAGAUAACUCCACAAGAAGCUAUGGGUUUCACUCCAGGACAGUACAUUGAAGGAGAUUCUUGGAUUAAGCCCACUGGCAUUCCUUAUGAUUCUGGCAUGAUGAAAGUGUAA